AUGUCACUUUGUCAAUUUGUGUCAUCAAUCAGUGAUUGUAAGAUCACCCAAGCGUUAAUAUACGGUGCUUUGUUCGUUGGUGUUUACAAAGUUACCACUUUUACGUUAAGCUUUGGUACAUUAUUAUGCGAUCUUUUUAUCUUACCAGCCGUCGAUUUUAAGAAGUACGGAGCAAAACAAGGGAAAUGGGCUGUUGUCACGGGUGCAUCCGAUGGAAUUGGUAAGGAAUACGCUUUCCAAUUGGCAUCCAGAGGCUUGAAUGUUGUGUUAAUUUCAAGAACUCUCUCAAAGUUGGAAUUAAUUGCUACUGAAAUUGAAACUAAAUACAAGGUCAAUACCAAAGUCAUUGCUUUUGACGCUUCCACCGAUGAAGACUCCAACUACGCUAAGAUCUUGCACGCCGUAUCCAACUUGCCUGUCACUGUGUUGGUCAACAAUGUCGGUCAAUCCCACUCGAUCCCAGUUCCCUUCUUGGAAACUGAAGACAAGGAAUUGAGAGACAUCAUCACCAUCAACAACACUGUUACUUUGAAGAUCACCCAGGUUGUCGCCCCAGUGAUCGCAGACACCGUUGCCAAGGAAAAUAAGAAGGUCAAGGGUUUAAUCCUAACCAUGGGCUCCUUCGGUGGUUUAUUACCAACCCCUUACUUAGCUACAUACUCCGGUUCGAAGUCCUUCUUACAGGCCUGGUCUGCAGCUUUGGCUGGUGAAUUGAAACCCCACGGCAUCGACGUUGAACUAGUUAUUUCGUACUUGGUCACCUCGGCCAUGUCCAAGAUCAAGCGCUCUUCUGCCUCCAUUCCAAACCCAAAGAACUUUGUUACUUCAGUCUUGAACACUGCCGGUCGCCGCUGUGGUGCACAGGAAAGGUUUGCUACCUCUACCCCAUACUGGACACAUGCAUUGAUGCAUUUUGGAAUUGAAAAUACCGUAGGUGUCUACUCAAAAUUCGCCAAUUCCUUGAAUUUCAACAUGCAUAAAAGUAUCCGUGUUAGAGCUUUGAAAAAAGCUGCCCGUGCAAAUGCUACAAAGACCGAUUAG
Molecule: messenger RNA, 1041 nt
Organism: Debaryomyces fabryi
Lineage: Eukaryota; Fungi; Ascomycota; Pichiomycetes; Serinales; Debaryomycetaceae
Product: ketoreductase
Exons: 1
Coding region: 1-1041 (346 amino acids)
Biological process (GO): fatty acid elongation
Cellular component (GO): endoplasmic reticulum
Molecular function (GO): ketoreductase activity
Source: RefSeq, a predicted model, not a curated record